This is a messenger RNA of Ascoidea rubescens DSM 1968, 996 nucleotides long. Its product is annotated as DUF3844 domain-containing protein. The record is from RefSeq and is a predicted model, not a curated record. The transcript has a single exon. NCBI's taxonomy places the organism in Eukaryota, Fungi, Ascomycota, Saccharomycetes, Ascoideales, Ascoideaceae. Bases 1 to 996 code for a protein of 331 amino acids. Gene Ontology annotation, cellular component: endoplasmic reticulum.
AUGGCUGUUUGGGGCUCAGCUACUCAUCUUUAUUUAUUUCCAAUCUUUAACGGCUUAUCAUCCAGUAGCAGCCCCAUUCUCUCGUCAAAUGACUUCAAGUUAAUUAUUGCUCAAAGAAGUGGAUUGUUGGAUAAUUAUUUAUCUAAUGAGUUUGAAAACCCUCAAUUAAUUGGUGAAAUGGAGGGAGUUCUGGGUUUUUUUGAUAUAAAUGAAAUAGCAGACACUAAAGGAAAGAAAAAAGGUCAUCUAGUUAUCGUUACUAACGAUAAUCUAGACUUGAAAUCAAACAAACCUGUCAACUUUCAAAUUGAUUUUGACGAUGCAUUGGUUUAUGAAUCAAUUAAUGAAAUAUUAACUGAUAAUGGUAAUGAAGCUAAUGAAAUCGACCAAUUCUCAAUUUUUUAUAAUUUCGACACCGAAGACAGUGACAACACUAAUUUUGUUGACAAAGUUUUGAGUUCUGAGUUGAGUGUUUUGAACUACGACAAUAUUAAAAUACCUAAAAAAUUGCCAGUCUUGAAUUUCAUUGAAAAAUUGCAAUCUUUCAAUAUUAAAAUUACUUUACUUUUAAUCAACAAUAAUCUGAAAAGUGAAGAAUCCUCUAUUUCCAAAAAUACGCCUGUUAAAACAUUGAAGUCUAUUGGCAAUUCAAAAAUAUACAAGAGAUCACUAUUAACCUCAUCUGGUUGCUUUUUGUCUGAAGAAGAUUGUAUUAUGUCUACAAACAAUUGUAAUACAAAUGGCAUUUGCUCGUCAUCUUCUAAUGGUGAUUGCUGGAGUUGUGUUUGUUCUGCUUCUUAUAAUCAGACUAAAAGAUCCACCACGACAUGGGCAGGUUCUGACUGUUCAAAAAUUGACAUUUCUAUUCAAUUCAACUUGUUAUUUUGGUCUGCGUUUUUAUUAAUUGUUUUUUUAAUAGGUGCUCUAAAGUUGAUCUUCAAAAUGAACGAACAAGAACUACCAGGUAUUUUAAGUGCUGCUACAAAUAGUAAAUAA